Otolemur garnettii (small-eared galago) is the source of this 2371-nucleotide messenger RNA. RefSeq names its product CLPTM1 like (gene CLPTM1L). The record is from RefSeq and is a predicted model, not a curated record. NCBI's taxonomy places the organism in Eukaryota, Metazoa, Chordata, Mammalia, Primates, Galagidae. Gene Ontology annotation, cellular component: membrane; endomembrane system.
GCCCGGAAGCGGCGCUCGGGCCGGCGAAUCCUGGGGCGCCAGGUAGGGCGACGGCCGGAGGAUGUGGGGCGGCCGGCAGCCCGCGGCGCGCGGCGCGUUCGUUCCCCCGCGUCAGUGGCGGCAGUGGGUGACUGCUCUCCCUUGAGCGCGGCGGCAGCAGCCGGCUGGGCUCCAGGCGGGCGGGGCCCGCGGCUGCGGAGCGGGCCGGGUCCGGGCGCGGGCGGGUGGCGCCAUGUGGAGCGGCCGCAGCUCCUUCACCAGCCUGGUGGUGGGCGUGUUCGUGGUGUACGUGGUGCACACCUGCUGGGUCAUGUAUGGCAUCGUCUACACCCGUCCGUGCACCGGCGACGCCAACUGCAUCCAGCCCUACCUGGCGCGGCGGCCCAAGCUGCAGCUGAGCGUGUACACUACCACGCGGUCCAACCUGGGUUCUGAGAACAACAUUGACCUCGUCUUGAACGUGGAAGACUUUGACGUGGAGACCAAAUUUGAAAGGACAGUUAAUGUCUCUGUACCAAAGAAGACAAGAAACAAUGGCACUCUGUAUGCCUACAUCUUCCUCCAUCAUGCUGGGGUCCUGCCGUGGCAUGAUGGGAAACAGGUGCACCUGGUCAGUCCUCUGACUACCUACAUGGUCCCCAGGCCAGAAGAAAUCAAUCUGCUCACAGGGGAGCCGGCUGCACAGCAGAUUGAAGCAGAGAAGAAGCCGUCAGGCGCCCUGGAUGAGCCAGUUUCUCAUUGGAGACCGAGGCUGACGCUUAAUGUGAUGGUGGACAACUUCGUCUUUGACGGGUCCUCCCUGCCGGCUGAUGUGCACCGGUACAUGAAGAUGGUCCAGCUGGGGAAGACUGUGCACUACCUGCCUAUCCUGUUCAUUGACCAGCUGAGCAACCGCGUGAAGGACUUGAUGGUCAUUAACCGCUCCACCACCGAGCUGCCCCUGACUGUGUCCUACGACAAGGUCUCGCUGGGGCGGCUGCGCCUCUGGAUCCACAUGCAGGACGCUGUGUUCUCGCUGCAGCAGUUCGGGUUUUCUGAGAAGGACGCAGAUGAAGUCAAAGGCAUCUUCGUGGACACCAACUUGUACUUCUUGGCCUUGACCUUCUUUGUUGCAGCGUUCCACCUUCUCUUUGAUUUCCUGGCCUUUAAAAACGAUAUCAGUUUCUGGAAGAAAAAGAAGAGCAUGAUCGGCAUGUCCACCAAGGCAGUGCUCUGGCGCUGCUUCAGCACGGUGGUCAUCUUCCUCUUUCUGCUGGAUGAGCAGACUAGCCUGCUGGUGCUGGUCCCUGCAGGUGUUGGAGCCGCCAUUGAGCUUUGGAAAGUGAAGAAAGCUCUGAAGAUGACUGUUCUUUGGAGAGGCCUGAGACCCGAGUUUCAGUUCGGCUCCUACAGUGAAUCGGAGAGGAAGACCGAGGAAUACGAUACGCAGGCCAUGAAGUACUUGUCUUACCUGCUAUACCCUCUGUGUGUCGGGGGCGCCAUUUACUCUCUCCUAAACAUCAAGUAUAAGAGCUGGUAUUCCUGGUUAAUCAACAGCUUUGUCAAUGGCGUCUAUGCCUUCGGCUUCCUCUUCAUGCUGCCCCAGCUCUUCGUGAACUACAAGAUGAAGUCGGUGGCGCACCUGCCCUGGAAGGCCUUCACGUACAAAGCCUUCAACACCUUCAUUGACGACGUCUUCGCCUUCAUCAUCACCAUGCCCACAUCUCACCGGCUGGCCUGCUUCAGGGAUGAUGUGGUGUUCCUGGUCUACCUGUACCAGCGGUGGCUUUAUCCUGUGGAUAAGAGCAGAGUAAACGAAUUUGGGGAGUCCUAUGAGGAAGAGUCUGAGCGGAGGCCACAUGCAGACUGAACGCCACCCUGACGCUGGGUUGCCCAUGCUGCACAGAGCUUGCCUGUCAACUGAGUAUUUUUGGAAGUUUUUGGUGGAAUUCCCUACACAUUACAUCUGCGUUGCCAAAAUCCCUUUGAACAUUUCUCGUACUUCUCCUGAGUCCCUCUGUGUUGGAUGUGGAAGGUGCUGGCCACAUGUGGGGUGCUGCACACAUGUGAACAUCUCUUGGCCACAGAGCUGGGUUCCAGGGGCCACCUGGGCUACGUGGCCCUCCCCCGGAAGCAGUGUACAUGGCGGCUGGGUGGUGCCAUGUCCCUGCACCCAGCACAUGCCAGAGCCCUUCCAGGCAGGAAGGAGAAGGUCAGAGCUCCAUUUCAAGUUGUUUUUUUAAGUGUUCCUUAUGUGAAUUUUAAUGCAUAUGGAAAUUCAUUCCAUAUGGACUCUGGGAUCAACUGGCUUUUCCCCUUUUGUUUAAAGGUUGAUUGUUUUAAAGCUUUAUGUAUGUUUCUACUUUAAAAUAAAUUUUUCUGGCUGUGGAAG